GGCAGCGCAACCUUUAUCGCCUUUUUAUUCCUAACGGACUGACCAACACCCAAAACCACACCGUGCCGUCCGACCCCUAGCGGAAUUCGUAAAUGAAUUGAGUUCACUUACCAACUUAAUUAGACGCUGAACCUUAACUGCUACAGUUUCUCAGACCAGCGAUAUAACCCUCUUAUCAAAAAGUGCCCCUUUUCCACUCAGCGUCUAUUUUGCAUUCGCACCCUUAUGUCUUUUGUUCCCAACCGCCCAGUUACCACUUUAUUCUUGUGAUACCUACAGGCGUACACUACCGAUACACACAAGGAGUAGAUCGGCACUGUCAGAACAAUUUGUACCUUUCAGAAUUCCGCCAAUUUACACCCUUCGGAAUCUCUGGCUAACCCACACCUUUUUCAACCCUCACCACAAGCCAUCCUCCCAAACCCCACACCAGCAGAACAGACUAACAAUACCCGCCCACGAUGUUUGAAGCUCCCACUCGAAGACCAGAGAAGCUUUUUGACGCACCCCCUUCCCCUAAAACUGGCCUAACCGGCACUGCUUUGGGAUACGCCGGUACUGGGUCCGAGAUAGACCUGGACGAAAACUCUACCCACACACUUCUGAGUCCCGUGAGCUCCAAUCCGGUGCUGCCGGUAAGAUUGUCCACGACUUCGUCUGUGUUGUACCACGAGGCGUCACCCUCUACAGGCUCCAAGGCGUACCCGAUGUCGCUUUCGUUUCUCCACAAACCAAGACGCUCCGGGAGUCAGACCAAGGAAACAUUGUAUACGCAGGAAAACGCAAGCUCGCACUUGGACUCUGAGCCCCGCAUCCCCUCGGUUUCCUCCUCUUCGUCUUCGUCGUCGUCCUUAUAUUCGUCUAUGGCAGCGGCUGCUGCAUUAGAAGCCUCCAUGAGCGAUAACGACGAAGACGAGGACAACAGGCGGCGGCCAUACGGCUUGGUGCGUAAAAAGUCGGGCGAGUUGGUAAAACCGUCUCUCCGAGCCAGACCCCUUUCUCUACCUGCCACCCCUACAUACAAGCAGGUACAUUUCGGAACAGCACCAGACGUGCGGUACUUCAAUAAGAAGGACAGGCCCUUGGCUGUGUCUGCUUCCAACUCCCCGGACUUAAUCGGAGCGGACGGUUCGAGGAGAAGUCUAAGACUGCUGAGAAAAGCCUUCAACGACAUCGACGACGACUCGGACUACGAGUAUGAUGACAGGAGUGAGUCGGACCUUGAUUCGGAUAUCGACCUAGCGAGUGAAGCUAGCUCCUCCGACACGCUCACGCCCGUGAAAAAACUGCAGGGACCCAACUCCACUCGAUGGGAGAUCGAGCUCUCCAACUUUCCCGCAGUGAAUGUGGAUGCUAAGCUUGCUGACUCAGGCAUGUUUGUGUUCCUUGAGCGCAUUUUCAUCAGUGCGGAUAAAACGUAUCUCACGGGCCAUGUUGCAGUGCGCAACCUUGCCUACCAUAAAUGGGUUAAUGCUCGAUACACCUCCGAUGACUGGCGGACGGUAAUAGAGGUCUCGGCUGAGUUUGUUCCGGAUAUUCCACGGGCCAUGCGUAAAGCGGGGUUCGAGCGGUUUGUAUUUAAGUUGCCCCUUGUGACCCUCUUCAACAACAAGAAAAAGAAAAAGGCGGGCGAAGCCCCUAUCCGCCACACUUCCGAGGGAAUCAUUGAUGCUGAAAGUAUCAAUUUCCAGGCGUUCCAGAUGUGUAUUCGAUACAACACUGAUAGCAGGGAGUUUUGGGAUAACAACCACGCCAACAACUAUGCCAUUAAACUCCACCAAAUCAAGAAAAGAGGCGCUAAUGAGGAGACGCCGAGAAGCAAGGCGGACCAGGGCGUCUCGUUGUUUAACAACAACAACUCCACCAUCCACAAAUCGCACUAUUCCGCCUCUUUCUUACAGAGGAGGUGUUCCGAUUCGGACCUUGGAAAAAGGCUAUACUCGUCCAGAGAUCUUACCAAGAGAGUUGUACCGGAUGACGUCAAAACUUUGUCUCAGAGGCAGAGCGAUAGGUUUUUCCUUGAGGGUGCAUUUGCCAAGUCUCCCGAUACCCCAGAUGCCUUGAACGACACCAAACUUCUCAAAACACCAAACUUUGACGACUUGGCCUAUGAUUCGGAAAACCACCACCCCCUUUUGAUGAGCCACAUCGGUACUAGCAAGACGUACACCCCGGAUAAUUCCGACAUGUUGGGUCUCUCAUUGUCCACCAACUCACACCCUAUUCCGAUGGGAGCUAGAUCUCUAAACGAGGAGGUCAGCGACAAUUCUUCUAAUUACAUAGCAUCCGUCGGACCCAAAAGCCUGCCACCCUUCGGUACUCCCGAUACAUACUCGUCGGUGUUGAAACUGCCAUUGGAUUCAAAGUCAUACAAGGAAUUACUUGAAAACUAUUGUUUCUUCAACGGACCGAGUACCGUGUCGACGUUUUUGCAAGAAAAAUAGAGAAUUGAAGCGUUUGAUAGAUGUACCCAUUCAUUAGCUGAGCUUGUAAAUAGUAUACCCAAUGUAGCUAUCAACCUGCGGAAUUUUCACGGUAGCCAUCAGCACGGCGCCCCGUGGGGACAUCAGGUCUGACAAGUACACUGAGGUGAACCUUCUCGUAGGGUUGGAUUUAUGUCAAGUCAAGGCGGUAUGAAUUUAUGGGGUGAUAAUUGGAAGAAGCCCGAAAGUACGUAUUUGAUGGCAUACCGUAAAACUCAUGGUACAAGCUGCUCUUUCCGUUUAGAGACUAAUGGCACGAGUUUGCGUGCAAAGUUUGUUUCAACUUCUUCGGCUCCACCUGAAUGUAACUGUACCCAUGUGUCUAAUCUGAAUAGUAUCAAGAUGAUCCAUCGAUGAAAGAUGAAAAAAAAAAUAGUCCUCCUUUUC
This is a messenger RNA of Babjeviella inositovora NRRL Y-12698, 2870 nucleotides long. RefSeq lists its product as uncharacterized. The transcript has a single exon. Gene Ontology annotation, biological process: regulation of glycogen biosynthetic process. The record is from RefSeq and is a predicted model, not a curated record. Lineage: Eukaryota; Fungi; Ascomycota; Pichiomycetes; Serinales. Bases 462 to 2444 code for a protein of 660 amino acids. Gene Ontology annotation, cellular component: protein phosphatase type 1 complex. Gene Ontology annotation, molecular function: protein phosphatase 1 binding; glycogen binding.